Messenger RNA from Spinacia oleracea (spinach), 1778 nucleotides. RefSeq lists its product as uncharacterized. The transcript is spliced from 6 exons. The coding region runs from base 172 to 705 and encodes 177 amino acids. NCBI's taxonomy places the organism in Eukaryota, Viridiplantae, Streptophyta, Magnoliopsida, Caryophyllales, Amaranthaceae. The record is from RefSeq and is a predicted model, not a curated record.
GUGAGCAACAGUACGAAAUUAAUUUGGGCUGUUAUUAAAUCAAAAGAAAAGAUGGUGUAAAGUCAUAAAGCUUCCCUCCUCCAUUUGUUUUUCUCUCUAUAAACCCCUCUCUUCAAACGCAUCUUCUAUCAUAGUCUAUGUAAUCUGAAUUUGUUGUCAAUUUAAGGAAAGAUGACGAAGUUGAAGUCUUCUUGCAAGGAGAAGAUGAGUAGAUUUCGAAAUUGUGGGAAGUUUAAUUUGAAUGAAGUUGCUGAAUUUGAAGUGCAUAGCAGUUCAAAUAGUGAGCAAGAUGACAGUGAAGAUCGUGAUUUUAAUGCUGAUAUUGUUGAUGACGAGGAUGAUGAUGAGCUUUUAAAUCCGGUGAGCACUACCACUAUGAAACAGAAGAGGGGGCGUCCAAAGGGAUCGAAGAACAAACAGCAGGCGAUAGUGGAAAAGAAAGUUACUAAAGUGAAAGUCACGCUAGAGACGCGAGUAUUCGAGGACAAUAGUUUCACUAAGGGCGGUGAAGUGAAGGAAGCUGGUGACGUGUUGAAAGUCCUUCAAGAGGAAUAUAAAGGACGGAUGGAAAGUUGCUAUUCUAUUAUGCCGUUGGUUGUUGCCGAGACUUUGCUGAGUGCGGAUGAGCUGAAGAAGGAUGCCAAAUCUGAAUAUUUUAAGGGAAGCCUCCUAUUACUGCAGAUUUGGCUCGUGGAACGGGCUUAGACUUUUGGAAGCUCCUGCCGAUCCUAAACAUUAUCGCCCUAUAGCCUUGGGUAACCGAAAAUACUUGCACCAAGGCCAGGACGAGGCCGAGUGGACCUCCUUUUUUACUUAUGGCAUUUGUUCUAUUAAGUGGGUGGUACCAUGGUGGGGUUUGACUACUAUGACAGGGGGUUCUGAUGUAUCGGUUUAUGUUUCUUUGUUGGGGCUAUCUCGUCCCAUUUAUAUUUUCCCUUAACGAGUCAUGCGUCAAUAUGGUUUAAGGCAGAAUAUCCCCUUUUCUGAUACGGUACCACCUAAGGUAGCGGCCUUUUCACAAGCACGGGUUCUAGCGUGGGCUAAGUAUUAUGAUGGUCUCCCGCGUUGGGCCGUAGCUACAAAUGGCUUUGUGGGUCUUUCUGAAAACUACAAGUUGUGGAUGAGCUCCGAUGAUAAAGAUGUGAGGACCGAGGCUCGAAAUGGGGAGCCGGCUGAGCUUUUGAUACCUCGUAUUCGUGUUAAGUAUGAGGGUCCUGAUUCUGCCAAACGUCGUACCUAUAGUAUUAAGACUGUGAAAGCUCGUCCUGAUCGAAAGCGAAAGGAAGUUCCUCCCCGUUCCAGUUUUAGGCCUAAAAAGAUGCCUAACAUGAAGGGGCCUGCUGUUGUUAAAAGAAAUGCAAGCUCUCGCGGAGAUCGUCGCCGGAAAAAUGUAUGGGUUAGGAAGGCUCAGCCGCCUGUAGAAACAGUGGCUAGUCUAGUUGAUGAUAAUAAUCCUUCUCCCACCAUUGUCUGUGCCCUUGAGGCUGAGCGGGCUAUAACUGAGAAUGUUUCUGAAGCCUUGGCAUCUUUGGAAGUUAGUGUCCAGGAGCCGGUUCUUAUGGAGAUUGAUAUUGGGGCAGCGCAGAAGACUGUGGGGGUGGAUCCUGCGAACAUUGCCCCCUACAAGACUUUAUUUGAUGAUCCGGAAGAACUAGAGUAGUGUAGUUCUUGCUAGGGUGUAGGUGCCCUUUAUUUAUUUCAGUUGUGUUUGUUUUUAUUCUUAGCACUUUGUUUUCCUUCUUAUUAUUUUUUCAAUAAAGGCGUAUUUUUAUUUUUCA